AUGGGAUUUCAAUUAAUCCACUUCAAAGAGGAUAAGUUGGUGAGCUCCACCCUGGUUUCAGAUGCCAUGGUCAUGGACGAAAAGGCCAAGGAAAGCUUUGUGCUGGACACAGCUUCUGCCAUCUGCGAGCACAACACCCACGAGAAGGACGACCCCAAAUUCUGGUACCGAGGCUAUUUCUGGGACUUCUGCACCAUCACUGCUUUCACACCCAACAGUCCUGACCACGUGGCCCUGAAGGACACAGGAAGCCAGCGCACCAUCACUGUGUCCUGCCCGAAGGAGGAUACGGGCUGGCACUGGUGUGGCAUCCUGUGGGGCUUUGCCAGGGACCACAUAGAUUUUACAGAGCUGGUAGCAACUGACAACAGAAGAUGUCUCGCCAGUGAUUUUUGGUCUGGGAAAGAGACCAUCCAGUCCAAACCCUGGAUGCUCCUGCUCUGGAUCCACGUUCCUUUCUGA
Hyaena hyaena (striped hyena) is the source of this 462-nucleotide messenger RNA. RefSeq names its product transmembrane domain-containing protein TMIGD3-like. Gene Ontology annotation, cellular component: plasma membrane. Gene Ontology annotation, molecular function: transmembrane signaling receptor activity. Lineage: Eukaryota; Metazoa; Chordata; Mammalia; Carnivora; Hyaenidae. The record is from RefSeq and is a predicted model, not a curated record.